Lasiosphaeria miniovina is the source of this 927-nucleotide messenger RNA. RefSeq lists its product as uncharacterized. NCBI's taxonomy places the organism in Eukaryota, Fungi, Ascomycota, Sordariomycetes, Sordariales, Lasiosphaeriaceae. The coding region runs from base 1 to 927 and encodes 308 amino acids. The record is from RefSeq and is a predicted model, not a curated record. The transcript is spliced from 6 exons.
AUGUUCAAGCUCGUGUCGAGUCGCGUGACGCCCUCGUACCGCGGCGUGGGGCCGCCCUUAUCGCAGGUUGCAUCGUACCCGCUGCUGCCAGCCGGAACGAAGCCCAUCUUCAAGCUCAAAGAGGCGAGGGACUCGUUUGACGCUGACCGGGCCAAGCAGUUCAAAGUUAUCACGGCCCUCUUCAACUCCAAGGAGGCCGGCGAGUCGUGGCUCAAGAUGCGCGACAACCCCGUGUUUGUGCACCUCGCGCGGUUCCCCGACGUCGCCAAGAACCUGUCGGUCCUGAAGGAGUACAUGAAGAACAACUACUUUUGGGUGCGCGAAGAGAUCGAGGGCCGGCAGGGGCGCAUCGAAACCAUCCCGGCCGACGAGCUGGGCACCAAGCUGUACGAGCAGCAGCGGCUCGACAAGUACAAGUCGUACAUCUCGGGGCCCUACGCCGACUACCUGCGCAAGCUCGAACUCGACCCCAUGGCACCGUCGCAGCCCGACGAGGCCACCAAGGCCUACGCCGCGCUGCUCAAGGAGCCGAAGACUUACAUCGAGGCCACCGUGGUCCGCGCCGCGUGCGCCGUGGGCUGGUCGAUGGCGCUCCGCCGCAUCCUCGACGACAACUACACGGUCAAGAAAGGCCCCUUCUACGAGGGAAUCAUGCUCGAGAACGUGACCGACUCGUUCACGUACUUCAAGGACACCGGCGAGGAGGCCGUUGAGUACGUCACCACGGGCUACUCGGGCACCGCGCGCCGACUCUCUGAACAAAUCGACGGCCGCCUCCUCGGCCCCGACGGCGUCAUUGUCUGGGACGAGCCCACGCGCAAGCGCCUCGCCGACCUGACGCGCCGCGCCCUCGACGCUGAGUACAACAUGUUCCUGGCCUCGUGGGUCAAGGUCUAUGGCGCCGUCCCUGUGCCUCCCAAGGUUUAA